AUGAGGAAGAGAAAAAAUAAGUUACGUGCGUUUUGUGGAGUAAAUUCUACAUUGGAACAAUACAGUUUCAAUUUUUCUCAAGUGACAGAGAGGUAUUACAUUGAUAAAAAAUUCAAACUUUCUUAUUGCAAAGUUCCAAAAGCCGGAAGUUCCUUGUGGACGCAAAUUUUUAUGAUUCUGCGAACUGGCCCUCGACAGAAUUCAAAAAAGAUAAAUGAAAUAGUGAAAGAGAGUAGAAACAACCUUCAUGGAAUUAAGCCAUUCUUUUCUUCGAUACCUACUGAAGGAAACAGCACUACAUCUAUAAUUAUGUCCAGGAAUCCUUAUUCCAGACUGUUCUCAGCAUUUAUUGACAAGAUCUAUUUGAUGGAUAAGUUUGAAAUUACAAAGAAAAUCUCUCUGCACUAUGGAAAAUCGAAGUCAUUGUGUGGAUACAAAGUAACCUUUCAGGAGUUUCUAGAUUUUGUUGUCAGUCAAGCAUCAAAAGGAUGUAAAAUAAACAGACACUGGGCACCAAUCUACUUGCUAUGUCGUCCGUGUGACGUCAGGUAUGACAUCAUAACAAAAAUCGAAACCCUUACAGAAGAUUUAAACUUUAUAUUUAAUCAUUCGAAAGUUUCCAGAUCCAAAAAGGAUAUCAUUUUGAAUGUGACAAAAUAUAAAUCAGAUCUUUUUGGAGUAUUAAAUACAUAUUUGUCACACUGGAAAAGGAAUCGAUUAGAGUGUCCAAACUUAAAAGAAUACUUGUUUAGGAUAUGGAGAGCAUUACAACAUCAGGGAGAACUGAAAUACGAGCUGCCGUUUCCUUCAAAUGCAUUUUCAUCUGUGUUGACAAAAAAUCCAGAUGUGAACAUUAUCAUCAAUGUUUUCGUAAAAUAUGUUGAGAAACAUAGGCCAAAAGCAGAGGAGAGAAGAGUGCAGCGAAGAAGAACAUUGACCGAAGCAUACAGAGGUAUCAAGAAGUCCACAAUAAGGAAAAUGCAGGAAUUAUACAAACUGGACUUUCUAUUAUUUCAGUAUGAAAUGACACCACCGGAUUAG
Molecule: messenger RNA, 1041 nt
Organism: Saccostrea cuccullata (small rock oyster)
Lineage: Eukaryota; Metazoa; Mollusca; Bivalvia; Ostreida; Ostreidae
Product: carbohydrate sulfotransferase 9-like
Exons: 1
Coding region: 1-1041 (346 amino acids)
Biological process (GO): carbohydrate biosynthetic process
Cellular component (GO): membrane
Molecular function (GO): sulfotransferase activity
Source: RefSeq, a predicted model, not a curated record